This is a messenger RNA of Chironomus riparius, 2224 nucleotides long. The record is from the annotation of a GenBank genome assembly. Lineage: Eukaryota; Metazoa; Arthropoda; Insecta; Diptera; Chironomidae.
CAGAAAUAUUUUAAUGUUUACAAACAAAUCAUUGUAUCGGAAUUUAGUGAAAUCUACUGUUAAUUAAGUUAUUUAAAGUAAUUUGAAGAUGAUACACGAUGUAAUUCUAUCGCUAAUAUCUGAAAAAGAAUCUCAUGUCAUCAAGGAACUGUUGACACUCGAAAUCUCAUCAAAUUUCAUUCAUCCAGCGGAAAUGAAGUCGUUAAAUGAUAUCAUGAAAAUAAUAGGACAAUAUAGAGAGAUUAAGAAAUUUAUUACAUCAUACAGCAUAUAUUCAAAUGAAUUACAUCAACUGGAUCUCGAAAAUGAACAUCCAAAUCCGCAAAAUGGAUUUUAUAUUCGAAAAUUUGCUGACGGAAUCGAAAAGGUCCUUGAAAAGUACCAUCAAUCAGUUGUUGAACUAGAAAAGAAGUUCCUACGUAAACCAUCAACAAGUUUAAUGUUUAUUUUCCAUGAAGUUGAAAAGUUUCGUCCUUUAUUUGAAUUUCUAAUGCGAUUAAUUAAUGGUGUGAGAACACAAAAGCUUCAUGGAUGUCAAAUAUUAGAAUAUCUUGAAGACAAUUCUAUGCAUGGCAAUGAAAGCAUCAAAGAAGCGCUGCAGGCAAUCCAAAAAUCAGUUUAUUCAAUUUUCAUCCAGCAACUUUGUCAGUGGCUUAAUGGAAAGUUCUUAGACAUUUAUGGUGAAUUCUUCAUUAUGCAUGUUGAUCCAUUGGAUAUGCCAGAAAAACGUCCAACAUUUUCCACACAAACAUCCAUCAGUACAUUCCAAUCAUCAGAACAGAGCAUUAAUACAGAAUUGUGGCGAUAUGAAGUCAAUUUUGACAUGUUACCGCAUUACUUUCCCAAAUCAUGGGCUGAAAAAGUGCUGUUCAUUGGACAAACUGUUCUCAUGCUUUCAUCCAAUGAUUCUGAUCAGAACAUUUAUGAUGGCAAGGAGUAUCAGUUUUUCCAAAAGUUUCAUCAUUUUCAGGAUGCAAAUAAACUUACAGUCAUUAAUUUUGAGCGUACUAUUGAUGAGAUUAAGAUGUGUGUAACAGAACAUCUGAGUGAAAUUGCAAUUCAAGAUGCUGAUCUAGUGAAGCAAUUAAAGCUCAUAAAAGAUUUUUAUUUACUUGGACGUGGAGAAUUGUUUUAUGAGUUUAUUAAAGGACUAGAUCCAAUUUAUGGAAACGUUGUGACAGAAAAUGCAGUAAGAGACAUAAACAGAAUAUUCCAAGUAUCAGCAGCAAGUGUUAAUGUUCAAGACGACGUUGAUUUGUUCCAUUUUGAAAUGCUCAAAACUGACAUGGAAAGUUUCAGUUAUGAAAAUAAAGGAUUAUUUCAGUUCCUUACACUUCGUUACAAGAUUAAAUGGCCACUACAUCUAAUGUUUCCACCAAAAGUCCUUGACAAAUACAAUGAGCUAUUUCAGUUCCUUAUUCGAAUUAGAAAGAUUCAAUUUUCACUUCACUGCCUUUGGUGCUAUCAUCGAGAGAAGAAAAUUGAGAAAAGUAGCGAGGUUUUAAACUUUAGAAACAAGCUGAUGUUCCUUAUCGAUAAUCUUCAAUAUUAUCUACAAGUUGAUGUCCUCGAAAGUCAAUUCAGUAUCAUGAUGGACAAAAUUAAGGAAACGAAAGAUUUUGAACAAAUUUUAAGAGCUCAUAGCUGUUUUCAGGCUAAUGUCUUGAGUUUAUGCUUCCUGCUCGAGAAUUCGGAUCCGUUAUCAAAAAGCAUGAGUAACAGCAUGAUGGAGAAUCCCGUACUCACUAUAUUAAACAAAAUAUUAAAUCUCAUCGAACAAUUUACAGCAUUUGCAUACAUUGCAUCAAGUCCUAUGACGAGUGAGGAUAAAAUAACGCUGGAUAAUUUUGACGAACUCUUUUCGUCGUUUGUUGACUCGUUGCUGAAAAUGCUCUCUGGCUUGUGCUCUGCUCCACUUUCACAACUUUUGUUAAGAUUAGACUUUAACUACUGGUUUAGCACAAAGAAUUUGAAACAACACUAAAUGCUCAAAAUAGACCAUUGUUAAAAAUAUUUUAUUGUCAGCUUUACUUUUAAUCUCAAAAAUUGCAGAUUAGCAACAGUUCUUAAUGAAAUGAAUCAGUACUUAUCCUAAAGUGAAUACUUCGUAAUCAUUAAUCAUGAAAUUAUAAUCUCCAAAAAGUGAUGUGUAUGAUGCACUUGGUCCAUCAUAAGAAUGUGGCAAGUUUGAGUAUGAGUCAGUAUUUACGUUACAAUUAUUGGC